AUGAAUAUUGCGACUCGUGCCCAAAAAUGCUCGGGAAAGCGGUUCUUCAGCUUGUCCCUGCUCAGAAAUCAGGAAGUUAAACUCAAUAAGUUCUCUUCUAUUAUCACACAACCCAAGUCUCAAGGUGCUUCUCAGGCAAUGUUGUAUGCCACGGGAUUUACCAAGGAAGAUAUGAACAAAGGUCAAGUCGGUGUUGGAUCAUGCUGGUGGUCAGGUAACCCAUGUAACAUGCAUUUAUUAGACCUCAACAUGACCUGUACAGAGUCCGUCAAGAGAGCUGGUCUGAAAGGUAUGCAGUUUAACACCAUCGGUGUCUCUGAUGGUAUUUCCAUGGGAACGAAGGGAAUGAGAUUUUCCUUACAAUCCAGAGAAAUUAUUGCUGACUCUUUUGAAACUAUUAUGUUGGCUCAGCAUUAUGAUGCCAAUAUUGGUAUCCCAGCUUGUGAUAAAAAUAUGCCCGGUGUUCUGAUGGGUUUUGCUAGACAUAACCGGCCUUCAAUUAUGGUUUACGGUGGUACCAUCCAUGCGGGUAAACCAUCUCACGUCACUGACAAAGUUCCCGAAAAGAUUGAUGUGGUCAGUGCUUUCCAAAGUUACGGUCAAUUCAUCUCCGGUCAGAUCACCGAGGAGCAAAGAGAGGAUAUUGUAGCCCAUUCAUGCCCAGGACCCGGAUCUUGUGGUGGUAUGUACACUGCCAAUACAAUGGCAUCCUGUGCUGAGGUGAUGGGUAUGUCUCUUCCAUUGUCAUCAUCUUCUCCGGCCAUAUCCAAGGAAAAGCAGGAAGAAUGUGAGAAUGUUGGUUUUGCUAUCAAAAAGUUGAUGGAAUUGCAAAUCCUUCCAAAGGAUAUCAUGACCAAAGCAGCUUUUGAAAAUGCCAUCACCUAUGUCAUUGCCACUGGUGGUUCGACUAAUGCAGUUUUGCAUUUAAUUGCUAUUGCCCACACUGUUGGGGUGGAAUUGACAAUCGAUGACUUCCAAAGAAUUUCUGACAAGACCCCAUUUUUGGCUGAUUUCAAGCCUUCUGGAAAGUACGUCAUGGCUGAUUUACAGAAAUACGGAGGUACUCCAGCUGUUACCAAAUACCUGCUAAGAAACGGUUUGAUUGAUGGAGACUGUAUAACAGUCACGGGAAAAACCGUCAAGGAGAACAUGGAGAACUUUGCUGACUUGCCAUUAGAGCAGGAUAUUAUCAGACCACUAUCCAACCCUUUGAAGCCUACAGGUCACUUACAAAUCCUGAAGGGUUCUUUGGCCCCUGGUGGAUCGGUUGCCAAGAUUACCGGUAAGGAAGGUACAUUUUUUGAAGGUAAAGCCAAAUGUUACAAUGAGGAAACAGAUUUCAUUGAAGCUUUGGAAAGAGGUGAAAUCAAGAAGGAUGAGAAGACUGUCGUCGUUAUUAGAUACGAGGGACCUAGAGGUGCUCCAGGUAUGCCUGAGAUGUUGAAGCCCUCUUCAGCUCUUAUGGGUUACGGUCUAGGUAAAGACUGCGCUCUCCUUACUGAUGGUAGAUUUUCUGGUGGAUCUCACGGAUUCUUAAUUGGUCACAUCGUACCUGAGGCUUGGUCAGAUGGAGCCAAGGACCCAGCUCACGCAAAUUACUAUGUCGACGGUGUUGCUCCUAUUGCCCUGGUUGAGAACGGUGAUGUGAUUACUAUUGACUCUGAUAACAAUACUAUAGACAUAAGAGUCGAGAGAUCCGAACUAGAGGCCAGAGCAAAGAAAUUCACUCUUCCAGACAAGAGAAUUAGAAGAGGUGUUUUGUCCAAAUACCAGAGAUUAGUGUCAGAUGCAUCCAAGGGUUGUGUUCUGGACGCUGACUACUACUAA
Molecule: messenger RNA, 1827 nt
Organism: Komagataella phaffii GS115
Lineage: Eukaryota; Fungi; Ascomycota; Pichiomycetes; Pichiales; Pichiaceae
Product: Dihydroxyacid dehydratase
Exons: 1
Coding region: 1-1827 (608 amino acids)
Biological process (GO): branched-chain amino acid biosynthetic process
Cellular component (GO): mitochondrion
Molecular function (GO): dihydroxy-acid dehydratase activity
Source: RefSeq, a predicted model, not a curated record